Aspergillus neoniger CBS 115656 is the source of this 2536-nucleotide messenger RNA. Its product is annotated as SAM and PH domain-containing protein. The record is from RefSeq and is a predicted model, not a curated record. Bases 167 to 2512 code for a protein of 781 amino acids. The transcript is spliced from 2 exons. Gene Ontology annotation, molecular function: protein binding. Lineage: Eukaryota; Fungi; Ascomycota; Eurotiomycetes; Eurotiales; Aspergillaceae.
AACGAACAGCCUCACUCCUAAGGGGACGAGGCACUUGACCAGAAGACUCCGAGGGUCAUUUUGCCAUAGCGAAGAACUUCUAUUGAUUAUUAGUUUGGCUGGUCCAAAGCACAACAACUUCUUCGUUCUUCGACGGUCUAUUUCCCCGCCUGGGCCCUGUGCCACAAUGAACUACUUCCCCAUCCUAUCCGAUCCUACGGUAUCUGAUACCGACACGACCGAAAUUCUCGACACAGACUUUGAGUCUGACUCUUAUGAGAAUUAUUCAGAUGUUUCCCGUUAUCUCAGCGGCCAGUCUCUCGGAACGGAGAGUGUGACGACUGCUUCGACGCCAGAUGAUGUGAAAACCCCCGAUACAACUGGCCUCACGGCAUUCCAUUUCCAGCUCGAUGAAUAUCCUGUCAAGGGUCCUGUAGGACCACACCUCUUCCGUGUUUCCUCUGAAUAUUCGGAGGCGUCCUUUGGCUUCGACUUGACCAUGGAGGAUAUUUCUACCACUGCUACAACUCCGCUCUAUCAAGCCGCUUCCAAGCUUGAGCCCGAGAGAAAAGACACCCCGGUACCGGUCACUGCCGUCGCAACGGAACAGAAGCGGCCUGAGAAGACAACAUCCCUUCCUGUGCCUAAGGAGAGUGAGGUCGCCAAUUGGACGCCCCAGGAUGUCGUUACAUGGCUGCGAAAGCAAAACUUUGACGACUCUGUCGUUGAAAAGCUCUUUGUCAAUGACAUCACUGGCUCGAUUCUUCUUGAACUUCAAGCGGAAGAUCUGAAAGAACUGGAGAUCAAGUCAUUUGGAAAGCGACACCGAUUGUUGGGUUGUAUUCGGGAGCUCCGGGGCAGAGCGGCCUCGGUGGCGUCAGUUGCGUGCGAGUCCCAGUGUACUUUGGAUCCCACAUCAAGGGAAGACACAUCAACCCCACAGACCACUGCCGCUGAGGUUGGUGUUGAUUGCACAAGCCCAAGUACGGACGAUGAUAAGUCCCGAUCAAAGUCUUCACAACAUCGGCGUCGCAGACGUCAAAAACAGCAGAAGGGCACAGAUAUUGUUCCUGAAGACUCGGUCUCCAUUGUCGCCAUAGAGCAGCUGUUGCCAAGACUUCACACUUGCUCUAAGGGCGAGAAUUGCCGCAAAUGGCAAAAGCAACAGGCCAAGCUCGCACGUCUAGCCAAAGGCCUCCCGGUUGAGGGCUUAGGCGGCUCGGUUCUUAUCACUGGUGACCCGGGAAAUCCUGCGACCGCGCAGAAUCUUGUCAAGACACCCAAGUCAGAAGUAACGCCAUCUGUUAUUGCAUCCUCAGAUGCCCUGGGUAAUAACCAUGCUGCCGCAUUGCAGCUAUCCCAGGACAAGCUCGAGGGCGUGAAGCCCCGUGAUCCUCAGGAAAACGUACGGCAAUUUCUAAGCUUUCAGCGCCUCAGUAAGCUGGAACCAGCCUGCGAUCCUGCCACUCCCCCCGGAGAUCACCUCUCUCCUGGAGCUGGCUCGCCUGGAGCCGCAAGAGCAAAUGCUACCCUGUCCGAGAAUCUUCGUCAUCUCCCCAAGCUCCGCAUCCCAAGCCUCAACACCGAUACUAGUUCCAUGUUGUCGCCCAACUACUCUGCUCAACGCACAAUCACCCCUUCGAUCCUACAACGAAGGCAACCGUUUGGUAGACAAAACACAAAGAAAUCUCUUGAGCCCUUGCAAAGAGGGGUGUCACCUUCAGACUUCUACAGAAUUGACCCCCACUAUGCUCAAAGCACGCCUUUGUCUGAGAUGGAUGCCCCAAUUACUGCCAUCCCCAUUGGACCUGUUGCGCGGAACUUUUCUCAGUCCGUUCCACCGGAUAUGAGAUUUGGGGGGGACAUGCACCAUGUACCGGAUGUAAUUCUCCGACCAGCCUCUACUAGGCCCGAGAAUUCGCGGAGACACGCCUUUGUCUCAAAUGGUCAGGAUCUGCCCUACCUAGGAAAACGGUUGCCAUUGCCACCAAUCGAGACUCCCGAGGAUAUGGCGAGGACCCCUCGGGCUGCACACUGCAAGGCUCCCAACGGUGACAAUAGCGUCACCCACAGUGGGUGGAUGAAAAAGCGGAAGACGACACGGUUUCUCCGCCACGAUUGGGAAGAUCACCACUUCACCCUGCGGGGCACACAAUUAGCCAUGUUUCCCGACGAAGAGACCUCACACCGAGACUCCAAGGCUCUUGAGUAUAUCGAUGUGGAUGAUUAUGCUGUGGCUUGCUCGUCCUUUCCAUCCAACUCAAAGCUGACAGCGGCUUUCAAGAAAACCGUUCUGAAGCGCAAAGACACCACUCAGGGAGGAGCCGCCUUCGCAUUCUCUCUAAUCCCAUCACCGACAAACAGCACGUUUGACAAGAAGCUUUUGUUUACCAACGGCCCCAAGGCUCAUCACUUUGCAGUCAAGACACGGGACGAGCGCAUUGACUGGAUGAGAGAGUUGAUGCUUGCCAAAGCGCUGCGGAAAAGCCGCGAAGGCGGCUCAUCUAUCAACCACAAUGGAAAUUUCAUCUAAACGAUGUAUUCGAACAAGCUGCAG